Molecule: messenger RNA, 507 nt
Organism: Leptopilina boulardi
Lineage: Eukaryota; Metazoa; Arthropoda; Insecta; Hymenoptera; Figitidae
Exons: 2
Coding region: 28-507 (159 amino acids)
Source: RefSeq, a predicted model, not a curated record
CAGGACUUUUUAAUAAAAAAAAAUACCAUGGAAAAUAAUGAAAAAGAAAACUUUGUUUUAUUCGAUUCUUUUAUUGAUGAAGGAUGGUUCUACAUCGUUAAUAAAACGUGCAUCCUUGUAACAGAAAAAUCGGAAAUAAAAAUCGGAGCAAAAAUGCAGUUUUCAUAUCCAAAUGAAGAAAAAACGUCUAAAAUAAAAACAGGAAAAAUUAUAAUGCAAUCGGAAUCAAUUGAAAAUUUAGAGGAAGAAAUGAACAGAAGAAUAAAAGAAAUUAAAGUAAAGAAAAUUACAAGAGAGGAGUUGAAAGAAAAGGAGAAAUCAGAAUCUGAGGCAAUGAAAACAAAAUUUAUGGAAAGAGCAAGACAAGAUAAUAUAAUUAUGGCCAAAGAGCUUCAAAAAGAUAUAAAUUUGCGAAAAAAGGAAAAAGAUGAUUUACUAAAUAAAAUUACUUCUGCAAUAAAUUUAACAAAAAAGGAGAACGAGAAACUUGAAAAUUUGUUUAUUUAG